GCAACUCCCUCUUCUCUUUGCCUGUUCCCCGACUCAGGGAGAAAAACGAAAAACAGGGGAACAAAGAAGCCAUCCUCUGGUCGGGAUAUCCCCCUUGCCGUCAAUCCCACUUGUCAAUUGAUGUUUCCGUACUCUUCCCGGUCCUCCAUGGUUUUCUCUCGGGACGAUAUCUAGCUUUGAUUCCCCCCCUCUCUCUCUCCCCCAACAUUCCGUGAACAGCUAGCUCCUCUUGAGUCCUUUUUUUCCCCCCAAUUCAAUUUUCUCGGGUUUUCCUCUGCCUCCUCGCCGUGUGCCUCGUCAUUGCGACGGCUCGACCUAAUGGCGCCCCCUCGUUCGGCCACCACGACGAUGACCACCAAGUCGUCCAGCUCGUCUCCCAACAGCCUUCUGGCCAACCUGGGCAUGGACGACGACUCGGACUGUUCCAGCCUCAGCUCUGCGCCAGCAUCACCGCUGGCACCGCCAGGGUUCUAUCCGUCGCCGCCUCCGUCGCAGGACGCGGAUGAGCCUAGCGCCGCCCGCAGCCAAGACGACUUGCCGCCCGCCAGGAAGAAGCGUCGGGUCGCCCCCCCAAAGGAACGCCGAACCCAGCAUCUCGAUCUCUCGCCCUCCGCGGAUCUCUCCUACGCCCAGCAGCAGUCGCAAAUCGAUUACCUGGUCAAGACCCUUACCCGCCAUCGCAAAAUUGUCGUCAUUGCCGGCGCGGGUAUCUCCACCUCCGCAGGAAUCCCCGAUUUCCGCUCCACCGAUGGUCUCUUCAAGACUUUGCAGAAGAAGCACAACCUCAAAGCUUCCGGCAAGCUUCUGUUCGAUGCUGCCGUCUACCAGGAUGAGACGUUGACCGCCUCUUUCCAGGACAUGGUACGGUCGCUGUCCGAAGAGGCGGCCAAUACCUCUCCCACCGCGUUCCACCACAUGCUGGCUCGACUUGGCCAGGAGAACCGUCUUACUCGAUUGUACACGCAAAAUAUCGAUGGCAUUGAGACCUCAAUGCCUCCUUUGGCUACGCAGAUCCCGUUGAACGUCAAAGCGCCUUGGCCGCGGACCAUUCAACUACAUGGGAGUCUCGACAAAAUGGUCUGCCAAAAGUGUCGUCAUUUGAGUGACUUUGACCGGGUCUUGUUUGAUCGUCCCGACGCCCCCGAGUGUCCAGAAUGCUCGCGUAACAACCAGUUUCGCAUCGAGACUGGUCAGCGUAGCCACGGCAUCGGUAAAAUGAGGCCGCGGAUAGUCCUCUACAACGAACACAAUCCUGAUGAGGAUGCUAUCACGUCCGUCAUGAAUGCUGACAUCCGCUCCCGGCCGGAUGCCUUGAUCGUGGUCGGCACGAGCUUGAAGAUUCCGGGCGUGCGUCGCCUGGUGAAGAGCCUCUGCUCCGUCAUCCGCAGCCGUCGCAAUGGCGUGACCAUGUGGAUCAACAACGAGUACCCUGUCGGCAAAGAAUUCGAAGACUGUUGGGAUCUGAUGGUCAAGGGCGAUUGUGAAGAAGUUGCGCGAUUAGCCAAUUUGAAGCGGUGGGAUGCCAAGGACGACGUAUUCGCCGAGUGCAAUUCUUCAGAGGUGGAACGGGUGAAGAAAGAACAAGGCGAGGUUUCGGUUGUCGUCACGCCCAGCAAGAAGCGACCCACCCCGACGGGAUUCCUUACUCCUUCUUCCAGCUAUGAUGAAGCCCUGCCAUUGCCGAAGAGAGGCUAUUCCAACCCCGCCAGCCGCGGACGCAGCCUUCAAGACGUUCUUCAGGCUUCCAAGACGCCCGGGCCAAAGAAGGCAGCUCCAAAGAAGAGUGCGCCAAGAGGGCGGGCCAAGAAGGCUGAACCCGCGAAGAAUACCAAGAUCAACAGCUUCGGCAGAGUCACCAAGGCUCAAAAAGCGGCGGCAAGUGAUAAAUCCUCCAAGCUGGACAAAGAUGAUACCAAACCGAUGCAUCCACUGGCUCCAGGCGCUGCUCGCAACAACGGUCCGAAUGUAGUGGCCAACUCGGCAGGCAAAGGGGAAGCAACACCUCCACGAGUCGGCCAGUGGGGACGGGAUGACACGAUCUCACCGGGUUCGAUUCCACGGGGGAUGAACCGAUUGCUGAAUGAGCCGACCGCAUGACUGGGCUCGGGUCUGCUGCGUCGGUGUCUCUCCGCCCCGUCCUCCUUCUUUUAUUUCUCUUUUAUUACCUUACCUUCAAGACCUUCCUGGGGAAUCUUUUCGACUACGGUUAAUGGCGAUACCAAUGAUAGACUAU
Molecule: messenger RNA, 2233 nt
Organism: Aspergillus sclerotioniger CBS 115572
Lineage: Eukaryota; Fungi; Ascomycota; Eurotiomycetes; Eurotiales; Aspergillaceae
Product: putative SIR2 family histone deacetylase (Hst4)
Exons: 2
Coding region: 319-2097 (592 amino acids)
Biological process (GO): regulation of DNA repair; negative regulation of transcription by RNA polymerase II; pericentric heterochromatin formation
Cellular component (GO): mating-type region heterochromatin
Molecular function (GO): histone deacetylase activity, NAD-dependent; NAD+ binding
Source: RefSeq, a predicted model, not a curated record